AUGGAGCCCAUCGACCUCGUACCGAGCGGCUACAGGUUCCUUCCCACGGCGGAGGAACUCUUGGUUGACUACCUCGCCAACUGGGUCGCCGGCGCACCCCUCCCUGGCCGCGCUGUCGCCUUCGCGGACGUCUACGGCACCGAGCCGUGGAAUCUUCUAGGCAGCGAUCGCCAGGAGGGCUAUUUCUUUGCGGAGCGCAAGCCCAAGAACAGCGGCGGCUCGCGCGUCGAUCGAAAGGCCGGCAGCGGUUCUUGGACUCUGUACAAAAAGCAAGAAACCGUUAAGUCCAUGGUCGGCGGGCGCGAGAUGGUGUUCGGGCGAAAGAGCUGCCUUUCUUUCAAUGAUGGCCGGCGGAAGAACUCCGGGUGGACGAUGUACGAGUUCGAGAUGUGUUCGUCCGGCGGCUUCGAGACACGAUCGGACGUCUCACCACAUCCAACCGCGGUGGUGCAAUCCGACGUCUCACCACCGCCAACCGCGGUGGUGCAACAUCCCUCAUUGGCUCCUGCUGUGACACCCCCACCCCCGGAGAGUCAUCUUUCCUCGGUCGACUCCGUUGCACCGAACGAAGCCGGAGUCGCAGCCGCCUCUCCAUCAUCAACGGACGUUGGUGGAGCCUUGACUACCAUCCCGAAGGCCUCACCGCCAGGCCUUGUCGAUCUUCUCUCGAUGCCCGAUGACACUCGGAUUGAUUCGACCACGGUCGCAGAUGUUUCCUCCUCAUCGUCGUCGAUAGACUUUGUUGCGUGCGAGCAGAUGCACAGCACCGACGAUGACUUCUUCGUGAGCCGGGAACGGGUCCAUGCCUCCUUGAUGUCCGAUGACACGAUUCCAGCCUCGGUGAUGUAUGGCACCAGCACUGAUUCAACCACGAUCGCAGCGGCUUCGUCGUCAUCAUCGAUCGAGAUUGUUGGGUGUGAGCAGACGGAGAACAUAGAUGAUAAUGACGACUUCAUGCAAUGGAUUGAAGCCCUUGUGAAGUCCGAUGACACCCCUAUUGAUUCGACUAUGACCUCGUGGUUGGAUCUGUAG
Messenger RNA from Musa acuminata AAA Group (dessert banana), 1032 nucleotides. RefSeq names its product NAC domain-containing protein 91-like. Gene Ontology annotation, molecular function: DNA binding. The coding region runs from base 1 to 1032 and encodes 343 amino acids. The record is from RefSeq and is a predicted model, not a curated record. Gene Ontology annotation, biological process: regulation of DNA-templated transcription. Lineage: Eukaryota; Viridiplantae; Streptophyta; Magnoliopsida; Zingiberales; Musaceae. The transcript is spliced from 3 exons.